Messenger RNA from Closterium sp. NIES-67, 11630 nucleotides. The record is from the annotation of a GenBank genome assembly. NCBI's taxonomy places the organism in Eukaryota, Viridiplantae, Streptophyta, Zygnematophyceae, Desmidiales, Closteriaceae.
GUAGAAUCUCUGUAACGAAUUCCGGGGAUUUGCGCUGGGUGCCAGCAUCAGUAAAGCGUGGGAGGGUAGAGUAGAAGGUCGGGAAGGCCGUUUAGAUUCAGUAAAUAGGAGGGUUAGGCGACUUGGGAUAUCCUCCAGUGUGAUUGCCGAGCUUGAGAGGGAUUCCGACGUGUUUCUCUUCGGAAAGGAGCGCAGUCUGUCGCUUGAAGGCCGUCCUGGUCCUAGAACCAUCAGCGAGUACCGUAGGUCAGAAGGGUGGACGGAUGAAGGUAGAGAACGUUCGUUCGAAUCCCCAUCGUCUCUAGACGAGCUCCGUCAGUACGACCUGGUCGCGAAUCGCUGGGACGGAGGCUUGUGGUUGACGAACAUCAACGGCCACGGAAACGCUCGGACAAGUUCACGUGAUCGGAUUCUUAGUAUUGAACAUGAGCAGCAGCCAAGCGGGGACUGGAAGAACAUUAGCGUUGUAGAAGAGAUUCUUCCAGAAAGCUCUAGCGUGACUCAGGGAACUUAGAUUAUGCUUGCUCAAGAACCGAGGAAGGUAACGGACAGGAUCCGCGUUAUACGAUCAGACAGGAUCAGCCUUGUGUGAUAAGACAGGACCAGCAUUGCAUAAUCAUGGAUUUUCUCAGCCGGGCUACAGCCAGUGCGGACCAUCAUGGUCAGGAAGGGAUUCCCGAGGAGCCAGACUACGCUAUCCGUUGUUAUGCCACCAAGCACUCAUGGAGAGGACGGUACAAGCGGGUCUUCAGCGUGUCAUCCUCCGCUAUAAUCACACUCGAUCCUCACUCGCUCGCGUCGACCAACCACUACACCCUCGCGUCGGAUUAUGAAGGGAUUGUGGUGGCUCCUCCGCUGGGAGGGAAGGAAGACGGACAGGCUCUGGAAUUCACGAUCAAUGUGCGCACGGAUGGUCGUGGCAAGUACAAGCCCAUCAAGUUCUCUGCACGUCACCGUGCAUCGCUGCUCACAGAGUUGCACAGGGUGGUAGCAGCGCUGCAUCCUCACCCGUCUCGUGCCCUCACCACGCCCUCCACGGUCUUCCCUGUUCUCUGCCUCCGCCGCCGCUCCCAAACAUGGGUACCUCGUGCCAUGCGCGUCUCACCGGUGGGAAUCGAGGUGAUCCAAGCCCCCGUAGAAGCAGUGGCUGCUGCUUCCACCCCCACACCGUCCUCACCGUCAUCCUCCAUAGCAGCAGCCGUGCGCUGGAGCGUGGAGUUCCAGGGUCUCGCCUCCCCCGCUGUCACCAUUCUCGCAAGCCCAGAGGAGGUCGCAUCUGGUGCAGGUGCACCUGGUGGAAGCUCGUCUGGAGGGCUUUUUGGUGUGCGAAGGGGGUCGGGGGGGAGGGAAGAUGGGGGCUUUGUUCUGCGCCUGGGGUUUGGAAGGCGGGCAAAGGCAAUCACCGCUACUGGGGGAUGUUCCAACUCAGCCAUCCUGUCAAAGAUUGUUGACACAGCCAAGGGCUCCAUAGGGCGCGCUCUUACAGUGGACACCACCUCUCGGCCGAGCAUCACCGACUUUGUGUCACAGACUGCUCUGGGUGGAGUGGGGCCCAACGAGCCCCCUCUGGGGGAGUGGUCCGUCACUCUCGUCCGCCACUCUGCUCUGCUUCCAGACUCCGCUCCUCGUACUUCCUCUGCGACCGCUGGUGGUGGGGGUGCUACCUCCAGUAACAGCAGCAGUGGCCAAUCAGGAGGCCGCAUGGGUCUUGGGAGUGGAGGAGUGGAAGGGGAUUUGGUCGUGGAGCAGAGCGGCUCGGCUCGGCAGUUUGUGGUGACUCGGCACUACUUUGUGGAGCGCAACCCGGUUACAUAUGAGGCCACAUACAUGCGUCAGCUCACGACAGUGUCUGCCCUUGUGCGGUGGGUGGAGGAACCCCAGCUGCUCGCUCUGGAGUUUGUUGAUGGCGCUCCUAUCCUGGUGUACCGCUGUGCCGCACGAGAUUCUCUCCUUGCAGCCCUCAAAGAUGCGAUUGAAACCGAGGCGUGCCAGCCGGUGCCUGUCAUCGCUCGCCCCACUGCCACCGGCCACAGACUAGACGGCCCCUACGGCGACGCCUUCCAAGCCUGCACCCCACCAUCCCCCGCCUCCGCCCUCCCAUCCUCCUCCUCCUCUUUUUCCCACACAGCCACCGCCACUGCCCCUACAUUCUCCUCCUCAGACGCAACUCCAGGAGCAGCAGCAGCGGCGGCGGCUGUGGCAGCAGUUGCAGCGUCUGCAGCGCUGGAGCCGUCCGCUCUCUCCAUGUCUCGCAUCGGCCAGGGACUGUUUGGUGACCUUGAGGGGGAUCAGCUCAUGGUGAAGCACCUGGCAGCGGCAGCAAAGGACGCAGUGUCCGAUGGGGGAACCAUCCCUGGUUCAAAGACUCGGCUGUGGCGGAGAGUCAGGGAGUUUAAUGCCUGUGUGGCCUAUUCAGGACUUUCGGCUGGAACUGACGUGCCUGAUGUUGUGAUCAUGGCUGUUCUUAGCAUGCUGCCGAGUCCCCCUGCUCCUCCUGCUGGUGGCGAUUCUGCUUUUAGUGCAGCAGCGAUCCUCCCUGCGCCGUCCCCUAGAGCAGCUGCCACCCACAUUGGGCUGCUAGCGUGUUUGCGGCGCUUGGUGGGGGCAAGUGGCGCGUUCUCAUUGGUUGUGGGGAUGCCGGGAGCAGUGGGGAGGAUCAUGGGGCUUGUGCGGAGUGGGUCAGAGGCAGUAGCAGCAGAAGCACUUGGCCUGCUGCGAGCCAUCAUUGCACUUCCACUCUCUGCCCGGAAGGCAGCCAAUCAGGUUGGAGCAGCUGGUCAGGGCUCAGCAGCUGCCAGUACAGCGUGCUCCAAAGCCAUGGCUGCUCGUGCUGCUGCCAAAGCUGCUUUCUUCCCCACUCCGGUCCAGGUGGCAGCAGUGGUGAAUCGCCUCAAGCCACGGUCGGUGUCACCUCUACUGUCAGCUGCAGCAGUGGCGGUGGCUGAGGCGCUGGUGUGCUCUCCUGACAGCGACACCACACAGGAUGCAAUCUUUCAUGAGACGCUGCGGCAGGUCGCUAACCUAAAGCGCCGCCUCUUUGCUCUCUUCGCGCAUCCGGCCGAAGGCACACGAGAAGCAGUGGCAGUCAUCAUGUGCACCAUCGCAGAAGAAGACGAGGCCGCCGCUCGGCCCAUGCGCGACGCCGCCCUAAAAGACGGCGCUUUCCUGCGGCACCUAAGCAACAGUGUGGCAGCAGUGGGGGGAGAGAGGCGAGAGCUGAGCCGACAGCUGAUUGCGCUAUGGGCUGAGGGACAUGAGCCUAGCCUGGAGUUAAUCAGAAGGUGCUUCCCUCCUGGUCUCUGUGCGCACCUGUACUCACAUUGUGACACGUCAGCAGUGCCAGGUCAGCAGCCAACUGGGAGAAAGGGCAGGAGGAGGAUCUCAGCAGCAGCGGCUGCUAUUGGUCGCAGAAGGCAUGGCCUGGGGGGUGCAGGCGCUGGGGAAUGGGGCGGCACAGGAGGUAGUUUGGGAAGUGUUUUGGGAGUGGGGGCAGGAUUAGGAGCAGGGAUUGCAGGGGAUGGACUGUUUUCUGCAUCUGGUGCGGAUUUUUUGUCUCAGUCUGCACCUUCCAUAUCUGACCUCUGGCCCGCCGGAGCUGCCUCCGCUUCGGCCCUAGCCAGCUCCGUGAUAGGUUCGGUGUCUAGUUCGGUUCGGGAUGCCCUUGCCUCUGCUUCUGCUGCUGCUGUUGAAAAUGCGAUUUCUGGUGGUGUUGCUGCUGCUACUUCUGCUGGUGGUAGCAGUGCCGCGCCAGCUCCUUCUGCUGCUGUGAGUGGUGCUGCUGCAGGUGGUGGUAUGGGUCCUGGUGUGGCUGGUGUUGCUGCUGCUGUGGACCCUCUGGCUACUGCAGCAGGUGGGCAGGGACUAGCGGGAGGAGUAGUAGGAGCAACGGUUGGAGCAGCAGUAGUAGCGACAGCAGUGGGAGCACACCCCUCUCACCAACAGCAGCAGCAGCAGCAGCAGCAGCCGCAGCAGCAGCAGCUGCACCAAGGCCAAUUGCACCAGCAUCAACAGCAUCUUCAUCAUCAACAACAGCAGCAGCAGCAGCAGCAGCAGCAGCAGCAGCAGCAGCAGCAGCAACAUUUCCAGCACCAGCAACACACGACUGCAGCACCAGCAACAGUAUCACCAGCAGGCAUACUCCCAGGAUCAGCAGCAGCAGCAUCGUUACAUGCAGGCUCACAUAACCCCAGCCACCCAAACCCUCCUGCUGCUGCUUCCCUCGUCCCUUCUACCUCCCCAGCACCACCGGUGGAAGGUGCAUCUGGGGGAGGUCUCAACUGGCAGCGGUUUUGGCACGAGUUUGCAGGGGACCACUGCAGGGCGGAUCUGAUCUGGAAUGAGCGAACCAGGCAGGAGCUGAGGGAGGCUCUUCAGGGGGAGGUACAUCUGCUGGACGUGGAGCAGGAGCGGUUUAUGGGGGGAGGGGCAGAGGAGGACAGGCGAGGGGAGAACGAGCUGGAGAAGGGAGGGUCUAGUGGGGGGGGUGAUGGGGAGGAGGAAGGGGGGGUUGUACUCAGCUGGAAUUUCGCGGAGUUCCGAGUGCGCUAUCGGUCGUUGGCCUCGGAACUGUGUGUGGGGGGGUAUUACCUCCGCCUCUUCCUCCACCCAGGUGCGCUUGAGGGCCAAACAGAUGGUGCCUCUGCAGCGGAUGAUGAUGACUCUGCGGCUUCUCCCAGCAGUGCUGGUCAGUUAGUCUCAGGAGCAGGAGCAGCAGGGGUGGCAGGUGCAACGGGCGCUCCAGGGACGGCAGGAGCAGCAGCAGUGGCAUCGAUUCGGGACCCUGCUGCAUUCUUCCGGUCGUUGUACCACCGCUUCUUGAGAGAAGCGGACAUGGGGCUCGUGGUGGAUGGGCUAGAUGCUUCACAGGACCUCGCAAGGCUGAGUGAGUGGUGCGACCCCACAGGCGAGGACUGCUUUGGGGGGGCCCAGCUGCAGCAGUCUGCUACAGGAGGGGAUGGAGGAGGAGGGGGGGAAGGAGGAGGCGUGGGAGGAGGAGCAGGAAAGGGAAAGAGGCAGGGAGAGAAGGGAGGGGGGACGCUGAACAACACGGUCCGGGAGCUGUGUGCGCGGGCCAUGGCGAUUGUGUACGGGCAGUAUGGGGCUUUGAUAGGCCCGUUUGAUGGCACUGCUCAUGUCACGCUGCUGCUGGAUCGGACCAUGGAUAGGACGCUCAGGCACCGCCUGCUGCUACUGCUUCAGGCAUUGGUACAAGUGCGGGAGAAUGCGAGUGCCUGUGUGGCGGUGGGUGGCUGUGAGCUGGCAGUGGAUCUCCUCUGCUCCGCACAUGACGCCCAUGAACGCACCUCCAUCCCCCUCCAGUCCAACCUCCUGGCAGCCACGGCCUACACGGAGCCCCCUAAAGAAUGGUUCUACAUGCUGCCCAACGGGGGAAGGGUGGGGCCGGUGCAGAAGGAUGCAGUGAAGCAGGCGCGGUGGCGGGGGGAGAUCGAGUGGGGCAGCAGGUGCUGGGCGGCAGGGUGGGACGAGUGGAGGCGGGUGUGUGAUGUGAGGGAGCUGCGGUGGGCCAUGGCGUCUGGUGUGGCUAUCCUGACGCCUGCUCAGGUCGGUGAAACGGCACUCGACAUCCUCCUAUCCCUCGUCUCCUCCUCUUCCUCCACCUCCUCCUUCCACCUCCCCUCGUUACAAUCACAUCCUGCAUCCGCCAAUGGCCCAUCAGAAGUGCUAGUGGGAAGCGGGGGAGCUUAUGCCGGCGAUGGUUCAGCUACUGCCAGUGGUGCUGAUAGUGUUGGGGGGAGUAUGGGGCGGGAGAGGGGAGGAGGGGAUGUGCUGGUGCCGAUGCCCAGGGUCAAGAGGGCUUUGUGCGACCCCAGAUGCCUGCCCCACAUUGCACAGGCCAUUCUUACCAACGAGCCUGCUAUAGUGGAGAAAGCCGCGCUGCUAUUGGAGGAGAUCGUGCGCUACAAUCCAACAGUUGCCACCCGCCUGUACAUGACAGGCGUGUUCUUCUUUGCAUUCGCUUAUGGUGGCUCCAACUUCGGGUCAAUGGCAUCCCUCUGCCAUGCCACACACACACGCCAGUCAUAUGUGAGUGGCAUAGAAGCAGCGGACAUGGCGUCUCAACCCUUGUCCAAGCGCAGCAUUCUGGGAGUGCUGCUGCCGGAGAGCCUGCUCUACGUGCUCGAGAGGCGGGGCGCAGCAGCGUUUGCUGCUGCUGUCGUGGCGGACUCUGAUUCGCCGGAACUCAUCUGGACGCAUGCCAUGCGAGGCAGUGUGCUCAUCCCUCAGAUCCUCUCCCACUUGGGAGACUUCCCUCAGCGCCUCUCCCAAUUCUCCAGGGCGCUGUAUGACCACACGCCCAUGCCGCCCGUCACAUACCCCGAGCUCAAGGACGAGAUGUGGUGCCACCGCUACUACCUCAGCAACCUGUGCGACGAGAUCCGCUUCCCUGAUUGGCCCAUUGUGGAGCACGUGGAGUUCCUCCAGUCGCUGCUCGCCAUGUGGCGCGAAGAGCUGGCGAGGAAACCCAUGGGGAUAUCAGAUGAGGAGGCGUGCGCCAUUCUGGAGAUUCCCACCGACAAGCAGCAGCCAGCCUCGUCCGCCCCAGGCACAGCCUUCCCUGCUACAAGACAAGGCGUGCAAGUGGACGAGGACGUGCUGAAGCGGCAGUACCGGCGCAUGGCAGUCAAAUACCACCCGGACAAGAACCCCGAGGGGAGGGAGAAGUUCAUAGCCGUGCAAAAAGCAUAUGAGCACCUGCAGUCCGCCAUGCAGGGCUUGCAGGGGCCGCAGACCUGGCGGGUUCUGCUGUUGCUCCGAGCGCAGAUUAUUCUGUUCAGGCGGUAUCCGACGGUGCUUGAGCCGUUUAAGUACGCUGGGUUCCCACUGCUGCUGCAGCUGCUGCGACUGGAGGAUGGGGAUGGGCCGUCAGGUGGAUCUUCAGGUGGUGUUUCAGGGGAGGAUGAUGAGGCAGAUGCAGCGGCAGCAGGGGAUGGUGGGAAGGCAAGGCAGCAGCAGGAGGGGGCAUCUAGUUUCCUUUCGCCAGAGCGGUCACAGCUUCUGCAAGCAGCAACUCAGCUGCUGUGGCUCAUCUGUGCCUGCUCCUCUCUCAACGGUGAGGAGCUCUUGCGAGACGGCGGCUUGCCUCUCCUCACCACCCUCCUCUCCCGCUGCCUCUCCCUCCUCUCCCCAUCCUCCUCCCCCACUGACCCUCCCGCUGUCAUCGCCACUCACAUCCUCCGCACCCUUGCCAUUCUUGCCGCCUUCCCCUCGGCUCGGACCGAGGUUCGGACAAACCCAGCCUGCGCGGCAGCCUUGGUGCCGGACCUGGUGGUAGCCACGGAGCUGGAGAGCUCGCCUGGAGCAGUGGAGGCAGCUCUGGAGGGGAUUUUCCACCUGGCGCUGUCAAAGGGGUUGAGAGAGAGGCUGCUGCGAGCAGGGGCACUGUGGUAUUUGCUGCCGUUGCUGUUUAAGUAUGAUGCUACGGCAGAUACUGCUCCGGAUACCAUGAGCAGCAGCAGCAAGAGUGCGGGCACAGCCAAUGGAGACAGCACCAGGGCCCCGCUUCCAUCGGCCUCCCUUUCCCCUUCACCGUUUCUUGCUCUCCCGUCUUCAUCACACACGCUCUCUACCCCUCUCUCCUCAACCACCAUCACCAACACAGGCGGCACUAUCAGCAGCAUCAAUACCACUGCCUCCGCUUCCUCCUCCCCUGCCCCUUGUGCUGCUGGCGCCACGAACCAAUCAGCAAUCGGGGCAAAUAUCCAGUCAGCGCGCAACCUACAUGCUGUGUUGGCAGCACGGGCUAUAGCCCGGCUCACAGGGUAUCUCAGAGAGAGAAGCGGGUUCGGGGAGGGGGGAGGGGAGGAGGAGGGAUGGGGAGAUGGGGAGGGGGAGGAGGGGUCAGCAGAUGCGGCAGCGAGGGGAGCUGUGAAGGUGCUGCUGACGCCGAGGCUGGCUGCUAGGCUGGGAGAGAACUCGCCUGUGGGGCUGCUGAAGGCCCUGACUAGCAACGUGGCGAGUCCUCAGGUGAUAUGGAACAGCAGCAUGAGGGUGCAGCUGCUGCGGUUCCUGGAGGACAGGAGGGGGCAGAGAGAGGCAGAUGGGUCGUAUGCUGUGGAUGCCUGCCAAACGUUCGUGUACGGUGCACUGGAGGAUGAGAUCCAGGUGGGAGACAUCUAUCUCCGCCUGCUCAUCCAGCAGCCCGACUACCCUCUUUCGGAUCCAGAGUCUCUCUCCGCUGCUCUGGUGCCUUUCCUGCACGACAUGUGCGCCCUGCUCCCCAUCCUCCACCACUCCCUCUCGCACCAUCUUCCCCUCCCCCCGGCUGCUGCCCUGCUGCUGCAAAAGUGGGACAGGCGGGGUACAGAGGAGGAGGAGGUUGAGGGGGGAGAGGAAGGGAGGGGGGGAAGUGAAGAGGAGAAGAGAGGUGGAGCUGGGGAGGGAGAUGGCGGAGGGUUUAGGAUACCAGACGAUUGGGAGAUGGAUGGGGGAGGAGGGACGAGAGAUAGGGGGGGAGGGGAGGAGAGGAAGAGGAGGAAGGCAAGGGAUGUGCGAUGGGUGCUGGAGAAUAUAAUAAUGGCUCUCACAUCCCUGCAUAACGUCCUCUCUACCUCUCCCUCGGCCGCAGCUGCCGUCGCUUCCCCUUCCUCCCUCGCCCCUCUCUUCACCUGUAUCUCUCUCACCAUCCCCCCACUCCCUGCACCACCCUCCCUCUCCUCCUCCACGCCAUCCUCUCUCUCCUCUGCACACAUAGAGGCCAAAAUCCGCCACCUAUCCCUAGCUGUCUUGACCAGACUCACAGGAUUCGCGCCAAGUGUCGCUGCAAUGGUGUCAGACCAAGGGUCUCUCCUCAUGCUCCUGCUGCUGCUCGUGCGAUCGCCGCAAUCUCGGCCGUCCAUUCUGGCCAUGCUGCAGUCGCUGGCAGGCACGCCUGAGCUGGCGUGGGUGGUGGCGAAGCAGGGGGGCAUCAUCUUCCUCCUCACCCUCCUGCUCCCUGCUCCUGGAGACGACGUCCCCCACCCUAUCCGCGUCACCACCGCCCUCCUCCUCUCCGCCCUCCUCUCCCAGCCCCUGCACGGCCCGCGUGUCUUCAUCUCCCUCUCCCGCUUCCUCCCCCCCGGCCUCCUCUCCUUCCUGCGGGACGGCUCUGGGGAAGCAGCCAUAGCUGCUCUCUCCCAAACCACACAGACCCCUGAGCUUGUCUGGUCUCCCGCCCUCGCGCUGAAUCUCGGCCGUCGGAUUGCGCUUCUGGCUGCUGAGGUUGUACGGAUGGUGGAGAUUGCACGGAGGUCUGGUGGUGGGGGGAAGGCAGGAGAGGGUGGUGCUUCUGUGUUCGGAGGUCUAACCUCUUUUGAGUGGGAUCCGCCUGAUUUAGUAGGUGGUACUGGUGGUGCCACUGCAGGCGUUGCAGCAGGUGCUGGUUCAGGUGGUCCAGGUGGGGCAUCAGGCGCAACAGACAACAGUCUGUUGAAUUCACCUGAAGAGGGGGAUGAGUGGCAGGUAGGCGGCGUUUACAUCCGUCUGUUUCUCAAGGAUCCCAAGUACCCCCUGCGCAACCCCAAGCGAUUCCUGGAGGGCCUUCUUGACCAGUACGUGCGUGCCACAUCAGCUCUGUUCGCUCCUGCUGCCCCAGCUCCACCAGCAGCAGCAACAGCAGGAGCAGGAGGAGCAGCAGCAGCAGCAGCAACAGCAUCACCGGCGGUAGGGAGGAGGUCGGUAGGAGCAGCAGCAGUGACAGCAGCAGCGGACAGAGUGGAAAUUCUAGCAACAGCGCUCAUCUCCCUGCUGCGAGUGCAGCCACUCCUGAGUGAACACGUGGCUCUUCUGGGCUACGUGCCAAAGCUGCUGCUGCUCACAGCAGCAGAGGGCCAACUGCUAACUGCCGCCGCUGCUGCUGGGGGUUCCUCUCCUGCUGCUUCCACUGCAGCUGCUACAGCAGGAGGGGCGGCAUCAGCUGUACCUGCAGGGGCAGGGGGGUCGUUGGGUGGGGUGAGGGGAGGUUUAACAGAGGCAGAGGCGGAGGCGGAGGCGAGGAGGCAGGCGGGGGAGAGGGCGCGCAUGUGCUCGUUGAAGAUCCUUCACCAGAUAGCCGCCAAUGGGCCCUGCGCUGAGGCGCUUGCUGUCCCAGGCGCCAACGCCCCCCAGGUGAUAGCGCUCCUGAUGCGGGCGAUAGGGUGGGCGGGAGCAGCCGUGCUCGCAUUGGAAACCAUGAAGAGGCUGCUGGGACUGGCGAACCGAUCCCGAGAUGCCAUUGUUGCCCAGGCGCUCAGGAACGGCCUAGUACAGGUCAUGCUCGCAAUUCUUGACUGGCGGGCAGGCGGAAAAGCUUCGCUAGCUGCCCGGAUGCGGUGGAGCGAAUCAGAGGCAGCGGUGGGGCGAGUGCUGGCAGUUGAAGUAUUGAAGCUGUUGGCAGCAGAUGGGGCCUACUCCAUCCGCGUGCUUGAGAUUCUCAACGGCUCUGAGGUGUGGCGGGCGUUCAAGGACCAGAAGCACGACCUGUUCCUCCCCACCAACGUGCAAUCAUCAGGAGCCGGAGUGGCCGGCCUGCUGCAGGGGCCUGGCUCUGCUGCCCUCGCCCUCCCCGCUCCUGCUGCGCCUGCCACCACCACUGCCCCUGCUGCUCCUGCCGCUGCUCCUACUGCUGCCGCUGCUGCUGCUCCUGCUGCUGCACUUUCCUCUUCACCUGCCCAUCCUAUGGCUGCUGGUGGAAACAUCGCCUCUUCUACUGCUGCCUCCUCCACACGUCCAUCCCCAGCCGUACCGGCUCACCACUCACCAUCCCCAGCCCCUCAUCAGCCCCAUGUCUCGCACUCCUCUCCCUCCCUCCUGCCUCUCUCCUCCAUGCCCAACCCCAUCACUCCCUCCCAUCCUGUAACCACCCACUCUCAUCAUGUAACCACGCCCUCUCGUCCUGUUACUACUGCGGUCUAUUCCUCUCCUGCCUUAACAGCAGCUCUCCCCACACCUAACCCAGGCCGCGCACCCUCCCCUUCCUUCCCUGCUGCUGUCCCAACCACUCCAUCAUUCCCGAACCACUCCCAAGACUCGGACCCGCUCCUAGGUUCGGCACCAGGGCUGGCAUCAGUAUCGGGGGGUGCGGUGGGGUUUGCAGGCAUCAGACGGGGUUCUGAUGUUUUGGGUACAGUUACGAAUGACAUGGCAGCUUCGGCAGCAGCAGCAGGUUCAGUCCGUGCCUCCACAGCAAUUGCAGGUUUGGCAGCACCUGCAGUGGUGUCAGCAUCGGAUUUUGAUCGUGUGGUGGAGGAGAAAAUGCAGGGAGGGAGCGUAAGUGGGGCUCCCUCCCAGGUGCUUGGUCAGGUACCUGGUCAGGCGGUUCAGGUAGCUGGGCAGGCUGGGCAGCAGAAUGUUGCUGGUGGGGGGAAGACAAGGGCUGAGGAUGAAGGGUUUCUGGUGCUGGGAGCUCAAGAGAAUGAGGGUUUUGGGGAUGAUGAGGAGGAGGUUGCAAGGCAGCCAAUAGGGCUAGAAGCUGCACCCUUGUAGAUUUUUUCUAGAGGGGCACACCCUUGUUGCCGCGAAUAUUUUGGCUUCGACACAAAGGGUAAGGAAGCCAAAAUUUAAACGAAUCAUUCAUAGCAAAUAUAGAUGCCUGUCUCACUUUAUAACACAACUGCUUGUGCAGGUGUAGCCUGAAAUAACUAUGAACAACGCGC